GCACGGCGGGCCGCGCGGGGGCGGAGCGAGUGCGGUUGCACCAACGCCGGUACUUAGACGCAGGCCGGCGUGUCCUUGGGCUAAGAGCGGGACGUCCAGCUUCUCAGGGCCGACCUUUCGGGCGCGGAGGACGACCAGCGCAAACUUCAACAAUGGGUGAUGUCGAGAAAGGCAAGAAGAUUUUUGUUCAGAAGUGUGCCCAGUGUCACACUGUGGAAAGAGGAGGCAAGCACAAGACCGGACCCAAUCUCCAUGGUUUGUUUGGGCGGAAGACCGGGCAAGCGGCCGGCUUCUCUUACACAGAUGCCAACAAGAACAAAGGCAUCACCUGGGGGGAGGACACUCUGAUGGAGUACCUGGAGAAUCCCAAGAAGUACAUCCCGGGCACCAAGAUGAUCUUCGCCGGCAUUAAGAAGAAGAAUGAGAGGGCAGACCUGAUAGCUUAUCUCAAAAAAGCCACUAACGAGUAAUGCUUGGCCACUGCCUUAUUUAUUACAAAACAGAAAUGUCUCGUGACUUUUUUAAUGUCCACCAUAAUUUAAUUCUCCUAUACCAGAAUUCAGAUCAUGAACGGCUGACAGAAUAUUUUUGUUCGGCAGUCCUGAUUUUAAACAAGAUUGCUUUAUGUGGUUAAAUAAAAAGCAAUUGGGUUUGUUGA
Ochotona princeps (American pika) is the source of this 658-nucleotide messenger RNA. Its product is annotated as cytochrome c, somatic. The coding region runs from base 153 to 470 and encodes 105 amino acids. Gene Ontology annotation, molecular function: heme binding; electron transfer activity. Gene Ontology annotation, cellular component: mitochondrial intermembrane space. The transcript is spliced from 3 exons. Gene Ontology annotation, biological process: mitochondrial electron transport, ubiquinol to cytochrome c; mitochondrial electron transport, cytochrome c to oxygen. The record is from RefSeq and is a predicted model, not a curated record. NCBI's taxonomy places the organism in Eukaryota, Metazoa, Chordata, Mammalia, Lagomorpha, Ochotonidae.